AUUUUUGGGAAAAGAAGAAUCGUGGGCUCUGGGCUGUGAUCUGUCGUCUUCGUCUCCGGCGGAGCAAAGCGGCGGCGAGGCGGGAGAUAGAGAGGAGGAGAGCUGACAGGUGAGAGCGGGAUGGGGUACCUGUGGAGGGUGCGUCUGUCGUCUUUCGCUGCCGGCGCAGCGACGGCUUCGGCGGCGGGGUUCUUCCUCAUCUACAAGGACCACCUGAUCGCCCGCGCCGCCAUCACCCGCCAGGUGGAGGACAUUAAAGAAACUUCUGAAAAGCAUUAUGCAUCCCUAAAUAAGAGGAUAUCGGCACUGGAAAGCAGAAAAGAAUCAGGAACUAUCAAAGAGGCAUCAGAUUAAUUCUAUGAGUUGGGCUUAUGUCAUGGUUACGUCUGCCCAGGUGUUUUUGAUUGCUGCAUGUGGUAUAAACUGCAGCGUUUUAAGUUGUACUAUUUUGUUGUUGGAAUUCUAUGAACUCUGAAUUUGAAUUGUGUUCUGCAUGUCUAUGUCAUCUUUUUGAGAUGGACAAAGAUCAAAUAAAAUACAACUUUUCUUGAU
Sorghum bicolor (sorghum) is the source of this 552-nucleotide messenger RNA. RefSeq lists its product as uncharacterized. Bases 121 to 354 code for a protein of 77 amino acids. NCBI's taxonomy places the organism in Eukaryota, Viridiplantae, Streptophyta, Magnoliopsida, Poales, Poaceae. The transcript is spliced from 2 exons. The record is from RefSeq and is a predicted model, not a curated record.